Messenger RNA from Aplosporella prunicola CBS 121167, 834 nucleotides. RefSeq lists its product as uncharacterized. The record is from RefSeq and is a predicted model, not a curated record. Gene Ontology annotation, molecular function: phosphoprotein phosphatase activity. Gene Ontology annotation, biological process: dephosphorylation. The transcript has 2 exons. Bases 1 to 834 code for a protein of 277 amino acids. NCBI's taxonomy places the organism in Eukaryota, Fungi, Ascomycota, Dothideomycetes, Botryosphaeriales, Aplosporellaceae.
AUGGCCCUUGAGAAGCUGCUCAACUUCCGCGAUGUCUCGUCAUUACUGCCCCAGUCGUCGUCGUCGGUCAUAAAGCCCGGCAAGCUGUACCGCAGCGCGCGGCCCGACGAAGCCACCCCCGCCGACCGCCUCGUCCUCGCCUCCACCCUGCGCAGCAUCAUCGACCUGCGCACGCCCACCGAGCACGACCAGCAAGCCGCCAAGCACCGGGCGCAGGGGCUGCCCGCGCCGUCGCCCAUCCCCCGCCUCAGCUACCACGCCAUCAACUUCAACGGGCCCGCCUUCUCCGCCCUCAUGGUCUCGCGCCUCUCCUGGCCCGUCUACCUGCGCGUCGCCCUCCUCAUGGCCACCGGCUACCGCACCGCCGCCAUCCGCCUCGUCGCCCGCGACGCCAUGGAGCCCCGCGGCGUCGUCGGCCUGCUGCUCGACUCGCUGCGCGUCUGCGGCGCCGAGAUCGCUACCGCCUUCAACGCCGUCCUCGCCCGCCCCGACGCUUACCCCGUCCUCGUGCACUGCACCCAGGGCAAGGACCGCACCGGCUUGAUCGUCAUGCUCACCCUGUUCUUGCUUGGCGCCGACGAGGAGGCCGUGCAGACGGACUACAUGGCCAGCGGCCCCGCGCUGGAGCCCGAGCGGGAUGCCCGCGUGCAGGAGAUUGCCGAGAUUGGCCUUGGCGACGAGUGGGCGGACGUGGCGCCGGGGCUGGUGCAUGCCGUGAAGGAGUGGUUGGAUGCCGAGUUUGGGGGCGUGGAGGGGUAUUUGGAGAGUAUUGGCGUGGAGAGGGCAACGCAAGAACGCGUCAAACAGAUCUUGAGCGCGCGUGGACGCAACUAG